CAACUCGAAAUGUGAUAACGACGGAAGUGAGCCCCUGUUAUCCGAGCACCAACGUCGUUGAAAGUGCAAACAGCGCUCGGACCACAUGACGGUACGGGCACAACUCUGUCCUCUUAGCUUCGGGAAGGUCCAUUACCCGGACUUUCACCGGGCUGCGCAGGAGCUCCUGGAGCUUUUCAGCCUUUCCCAUGCCAGCAGGUAAUACCGAAGCUUCGUCAGACCUGCAGCCUGCCUCUAUUACCUACCGCACUCCAACCUACCGCACUCCAUCUGUAUCCACCGCGCACCCUUUCAUCCACGGCGACUGUCCUGCACCAUCCUACAACUCGCAAACCCAACCAACAACACACAUAUUCCAAAUUAUCAGAUCUCCGAUCAGUAACAAUGGCUUCAGGAUACGACAGAGCGCUGUCUGUCUUCAGUCCCGAUGGACACGUCUUCCAGGUCGAGUACGCCGGUGAAGCCGUCAAGAGAGGAACAUGUGCGGUCGGCGUCAAGGGCUCAGAUGUCGUCGUUCUCGGAUGCGAAAAGCGAUCAGCUAUGAAGCUGCAGGAUACUCGAAUCACCCCCUCCAAGAUUCAGCUUCUCGACACUCACGUCUGCCUCGCCUUCGCUGGCUUGAACGCCGAUGCUCGUAUCCUCGUCGACAAGGCGCGGUUAGAGGCACAGUCCCACAGGCUGACCGUCGAAGACCCCGCUUCUAUUGAGUACAUGACCAAGUACGUUGCCGGCGUCCAGCAACGGUACACACAGAGCGGUGGUGUUCGCCCCUUCGGCAUCAGCACCUUGAUUGUCGGUUUUGACAGCGGCAGCAAGGUCCCCCGCCUCUACCAGACUGAGCCUUCUGGCAUCUACUCGGCAUGGAAAGCCAACGCUAUCGGCCGUUCCAGCAAGACCGUUCGCGAGUUCCUCGAGCGCAACUACAAGGAGGACAUGGACAGGGAGGCCACCAUCCGACUUGCCAUCAAGUCUCUUCUUGAGGUUGUCCAGACUGGAGCCAAGAACAUCGAGAUCGCACUGAUGGCGCCUGGCAAGACGAUUGAGAUGCUUCCCGUGGAGGAGAUUGAGAACUACGUCAAGAACAUUGAGCAGGAGAAGCAAGAGGAGGCGGCAAAGAAGAAGACUGGCCGCACGCCGGGCACCGGAAGCGCGGCGAUCCUCACGAGAGGCUCGGGCUCGGGUGACGGUGACGAGUAAGGGAAUAAAUAGGCGUUGCGGUUCGCGGAUAGACGACACUGAUGAGGGU
This is a messenger RNA of Colletotrichum navitas, 1246 nucleotides long. Its product is annotated as proteasome A-type and B-type. Lineage: Eukaryota; Fungi; Ascomycota; Sordariomycetes; Glomerellales; Glomerellaceae. The transcript has 5 exons. Gene Ontology annotation, biological process: ubiquitin-dependent protein catabolic process; proteasomal protein catabolic process. The record is from RefSeq and is a predicted model, not a curated record. Gene Ontology annotation, cellular component: nucleus; proteasome core complex; proteasome core complex, alpha-subunit complex. Bases 385 to 1197 code for a protein of 270 amino acids.